UGUGUGCAUGCACAUUAGUGUCAGUGUGCAAAAUGUUUAGAUGAGUGGUUUUGUGUAUGUAUGCGCAUGCAUUCAUGCAUGUGUUCCUGCAGAUAUUAGAUAAGCAGUAGAGGUGGCAACAUGCAAAUAUGCAGUUUGAGCAGCUGUAUUAGUUAUCAGUCCUCUGUCGACCAUCCAGCCCUAUACACAGAUGAGCCCUUAUCUUAAAUAUGGUGGGCUUUAGGUGUUGUUCUGCUUAAACUGCAGGUUUAUACUGGUAAAAAGACAACCCUGAGAAGCCACAAACGUGUGUGUGUGAGAGAGAGAGAGAGAGAGAGAGAGAGAGAGAGAGAGAGAGAGAGAGAAGUGAAGACUGAUGUGGCUACAGAUUGAUGGCAGCUUCAAACAAAGCCACAUAUGCAUGCAUGCACACACACCACUCCCCCCAACACAAACACAGAUCAGCUGUCCUCAAAUGCACAUCUGCACGCAUGCACCUCACAUGCGCAUACACCUCUUUUCACUUGUUUUGUCUCUCGCACUCUCUCUGUCUCUUUCUCUUGCUCUUUCAAACCUCCUGUUCAUAAACAGAUGUGUGCUGAAUUCCAUUUCAGUAGAUACAUCUUACCCGCAAAAAAAAAAAUAGGACCAGGGCAUCAGGCACCAUUUUUAGCAAAUGCUGGUUGCCACAUUCUGACUGAAUGCGGGGUUUUGCGGUCUGAGAAGCGAAACUCGGGCUUCCUCAUUUGAAGCGCUUGACUGGUCGCGCGCUCGCUAUCUCGUGUGAAAACGUUGCUUUCAUGGCUGUAAACAAAACCGAUGCUGGGAACACUGAAAAAGCAAGUGAAAGUUUCUCACGGAACUCGGUACAGUCAGCAAACACUCAUCCUCUGCGUCCUAAUGAAGGAAUGUCUGAGAAGGGUCUAAGGCAUCUUCGUCGCCUUUUCGCUCGUUCCAGUACACGGAGUCUGCGGAGCGCCGAUGUAAUUUAUGAACUGCCGGGAUGGAUUGGUUGAGAUUAUGAAACAAAAAAAAAACAAACAAAACAUUUCAACUCGCAGCGUCCGCGCGGAAGCAGAAUCAGAAAAUAUAAUUUCACUCUGUGAGAUUGCGCUGUUAACCGUGCCGUCUCCAUAAACACACUGCAGCAUCAGAAAAGUGAAACGAGAAGGAGGUAACUAAAGUACAUGGACUAUAACACGAAGAAGGUGGUGUGGUACAACCAUAGAGCGAUGAAUACGCACUGAAUAAAGAAAGAAAACGCGAGAAGAAAGAGGAAGUGGGGUGGAAAGGACUUCUGUCAGGAGUGCCAAGGUGUCAAGAGCCACGCAGAUGUUACGCGCAGAGCAAGAAGACUCAGAACAGAAGCCCAUCAAAUACGGAGAGCUGAUCAUCCUGGGGUAUAAUGGCUCCCACCCAAGCGGAGACCGUGGCAAGAGGAGGAGUCACUUUAGCCUAUACAGACGACCCACAGCCAAUGGCGUCAAACCUAGCACUGUCCACAUCGCCCACACCCCAGAGGCAGCCAAGGUGAUCAGUAAAAACAUUCAGCACAGUGUGUCCUACACACUCUCAUGGGCUGAGACCGUGGUGGUGGAAUACACAGACGACAACGACACAGACAUGUUUCAGAUUGGCAGAUCUAUUGAGAGUCCCAUUGACAUUGUGGUGUCAAACACAGUAACCAGUAGUGAUAUCGGCGACACGCGGUCCUAUCAGAGCACGAUCUCGCGGUUCGCGUGUCGGAUCGUGUGUGAGCGCUCUCCGCCCCACACGGCCCGUGUCUACGCAGCUGGCUUCGACUGCUCCAGAAACAUCUUCCUCGGGGAAAAGGCCACUAAGUGGCCUACGUUUGAUGGGCAGAUGGAUGGGCUAACCACUAACGGAGUCCUUGUGAUGCACCCGCCCCAAGGCUUCAACCCCGCCUCCAAAAACAGCCCCACUUCCAAACCCGCUGUCUGGAGAGAGGUCUCCGUCUGUGGAAAUAUCUUCACACUUCGAGAGACCAGGUCGGCCCAGAACAGAGGCAAAUGGAUGAAGGAGGAGACUCCGGUCCUGCUCGACGGCUCCCUCAUCGACCUGUGCGGCGUCACUCUGCUGUGGCGAUCCGUGGACGGCCUGUCCUGCGCUCCCACUCCCGUGCAGCUGGAGGCGCUGCGGCACCAGCUGAACGCCGUGCGGCCGCAGUGCCCCGUCCUGUUCAACACGCUGGCCUUCCCCAGCCUGGACGCAGCCUCCCGUGCCAGCUCCGUCCCCGGCCCGGGUCAGCCCUGGGCCUACCUCGCCUGCGGCCACGUGCACGGCUACCACCAGUGGCGCGGGAGGGGCGUGGCCUUCAAGGAGAGCUCGACGGAGGAGGAAGAGGAAGAGGAGGAUGACGACGAGGAUGGGGAGGCGCGGAAGGGUGUGCGGGAGCAGCCGAUGGAGGGCGAGCGAGAGUGCCCUCUGUGCCGCUCGCGCGGCCCCUACGUGGCCCUGGUGCUGGGCCGCGAGGCCGGAGCCUGCGUGGACGCGGCGGAGCCGUCGCACGCGUUCGUGCCGUGUGGGCACGUGUGCUCAGAGAGCACUGCGGAGUACUGGAGCAGCACGACAGUGCCCCGGGGUGCGAACGCUUUCCACCCCGCCUGUCCAUUCUGCAUGAAGCAGCUGCCGCAAGAGAGGCCCUUCGUGAGACUCAUCUUUCAGACACCGCCGGACUGAGGGCAUCUGUGCGCGUGUGUGUGCAUCGGCACAUCUGCUUCCCUGCGUGGACAGAGCACGUAGCUUGGAUAUUAAUCUUCUCACUGCCAGGAUGCUCUCAGUUCUACAGCUCAAACCCAGGUCAAACACAACAGCAUCCAGUGGUUUCCUAAUUUCUGCAUACCUUUGUCUGAACCUGCCUCAGUCACCCCCACUCCCCUAGCAAGGCUUCUCCUUCACCACUUAGCACGCAUGUUUGUGUGCUUCCUCAGACCUGUGCUGGGCUCCACUUCUACUUUGGUGUCGCAUGGCCAUUUCAAAUAGGACAGGAACUUCCUUUAAAACAAAAUUAAAAAUGGUAUUUACUGUUUCUAACAGCUAAUCCCAAUUUUGCCUUCAUAGCAGUGGCCUACAGAUGGGAUGUAGGCAUCUGUGUAUAUAAAUGUUACUUCUGAUUACUUUUAAACGUUGUUCAUUCCAUCGCAUGAAAGGACUGAAUACAGUACACAAAGUCUGGUCUAAUUAAUUUACGACGGGCAACUGCACAUUUAUGGAUAAAACACUAAAAUUCUACUGAUUAUUCAUGGUCUUCCGGGGUAUGUGAGGGAAUGCAGGAAUGAAAUAAUGUCUACAAAAUGUGCUGCCAUAUUUGAAUACCUCACAGAAAAGGAACAUCACUAAUAGCGUAAGUAAAGCCUUUAGUUUUAUGCUAAUUAGCCACAUGCUAAUACAUCACCUCUGGGCUUCAUAUCAUAGAAUGUCUUAUAAUUAAAGAAAACAGUUGAGCAAUCCAAAAGUAGCCUUGUGAAACCUGAAGGUUUCUGUCUUUAUUUUUUAAGAGAUGGUUUACACUUUCUGUGCGAAAUGCCAGCCUUUGUGCCAUAUCCUGCACCAACACCUGUGGAUUCUUUAGUUUAGACUGUGUGUUAAUUAAACUGGGUGUUGCAGUACGUAUGUACAGUAUGCAAAUUAUACUCUCAUGGUUAUGCAUUCGUUUGGGUGCUUUAUCAAUUAGUGCUUCUCCCGCCUCACAAUUCCCCCAGAGAUGGAGGAUUUUCUAAUCACUUUAAUACUUCAGUAGUAUUUAUACUGCCAGCAUAUGUUUUGUACAAUUUCCAAAAAAAUAAUAAUAAUAAACGUGAUAAGACAAUUU
Molecule: messenger RNA, 3811 nt
Organism: Electrophorus electricus (electric eel)
Lineage: Eukaryota; Metazoa; Chordata; Actinopteri; Gymnotiformes; Gymnotidae
Gene: peli1a
Product: pellino E3 ubiquitin protein ligase 1a
Biological process (GO): protein K48-linked ubiquitination; regulation of Toll signaling pathway
Molecular function (GO): ubiquitin protein ligase activity; protein binding
Source: RefSeq, a predicted model, not a curated record